CUCUCACUAACUAACAUACACACUCUUUUCUCGUGUCAUCGUUUCAUAUUCUUUUUCUGUUAGCUUAACGUAUCAAAGAAGUUUGAUUUUUUUUUUUUUUUUUGCAAAUGGCGACGAACGAAAACGAAUGCAUUGUGAAGAAUUUGUACAUGAAUGAAGGAAGUAUUGAGAGUAUUCGUUACUUUGAAUGUCGAAAGUCGUUGAUGGAAAUGCUUCGUGAUAGAGGGUAUAAUGUUUGUCAAUCUGAGAUUACUCUUUCUCUUAACGAGUAUCGUCAACGGUUUGGUGCAGUUCCUAAACCUGAAUCCCUUGGUGUUUGUGUUUCUCUGAACUCUAACCCUUCCAAUAAGGUACAAGUUGUAUUUACAGGAACUGAAGAUAUAAGGAAAAAAACCAUGACUGAUAUAUAUGGCCAGAUUGUGGACAAAGAAAGAUUGAGUAGGCUGAUACUUAUUGUGCAAAGCAAUAUGACUGCAUUUGCUCGUAGAGAAUUGGAAAAUUGUCCAUAUAAAGUUGAGAUUAUAAAAUUGAAUGACUUGGUGGUCAAUGUAACAAAGCAUGUGCUGCAGCCAAAGUUUGAGGUACUCACUGCUGAUGAGAAACAAGAAGUGCUGAAGAAGUAUAAGAUUGGAGAGAAACAGCUACCUCACAUGCUAAGAACUGAUGCCAUAGCAAGCUACUUUGGGCUGGAAAGAGGACAAGUCCUGAAGAUCUCUCACAGUGGUGAGAUGUUUAAUUCUCUGGUAACUUACCGUUGUGUGGUGUAAUACUUCUACUACAUUAUGCUGCCAUAUAUGAAACAGUAACAAUUCCAAUUUUAGUGUUUUAGAACCUAACAUACUUACAAUUAGCAGAAAGAUUAUACAGGGAUUUAUUAGUGUUUACAAAGUUCUAUUGUGUAUGUGUUCUGUUUUUCCUUUUUGCCUAUACAUGUUAAGAAACUAGUCAAAUGAGUGACAGAGACACUUUAUGAUAGUGACCAUAUCACUUCUUAUUAA
Molecule: messenger RNA, 998 nt
Organism: Cicer arietinum (chickpea)
Lineage: Eukaryota; Viridiplantae; Streptophyta; Magnoliopsida; Fabales; Fabaceae
Product: DNA-directed RNA polymerase V subunit 5C
Biological process (GO): tRNA transcription by RNA polymerase III; transcription elongation by RNA polymerase I; transcription by RNA polymerase II
Molecular function (GO): DNA binding
Source: RefSeq, a predicted model, not a curated record